UACUGGGGGGGGUUUGGGUUUGGUGUCGAUAGUGGUGCCGUUGGGAAAAACUCAUUUCAGGCAGCCUGCCCCUCGAUGCAUGUUGCAUAGUGAAACCUGAAUCCUUGGAAUUGGCUUCCUUUCGUGCAACGUCAUGAAAGGUGACACGGCACAGCAGAUGAAGGUGGAGGCCUCCAAUGGACACGGCACACCUCUGGACGUUGUGCUCAGUCCAGAGGAGGAGAUGACAGAAAGAGGUCAAUGGGGCAACAAGUUGGAGUUUAUCCUAUCUGUGGCCGGAGAAAUUAUCGGCCUGGGGAAUGUGUGGCGUUUUCCCUAUCUCUGUUACAAGAACGGAGGAGGUGCUUUCUUCAUCCCGUAUCUCAUCUUCCUGUUUACUUGUGGCAUUCCCGUCUUCUUCCUGGAGACGGCGCUGGGGCAAUACACCAGUGAAGGCGGCAUCACCUCCUGGCGGAAGAUCUGCCCUUUGUUUGAAGGAGUUGGUUAUGCCACUCAGGUGAUCGUAGCCCUGCUGAACAUCUACUACGUCAUCGUGCUAGCUUGGGCCAUCUUUUACCUGUCCAACUCUUUCACCUGGGACCUGCCGUGGGCCUCGUGCAACAACACCUGGAACACGGGUACGCGUCAGACAAUGCAACUUCCGAUUGUGCUGUCAGAAGUAAUGCAUUUGAAACUUUCUGCAAUUCUAGGUUCCUGUGUAACAUUUCAGAAGAAGAACAGCUCCAUCGUCCCCCACGAGAACGCUACCUCUUCGGUCAUUGAAUUCUGGGAACGCAGGGUGCUGAGAAUUUCCUCGGGGAUCGAUAACCUUGGAUCUUUAAACUGGGACUUGGUGAUCUGUCUGGCCGUUGCCUGGGUCAUUUGCUACUUCUGCAUCUGGAAGGGAGUCAAGUCCACCGGCAAGGUGGUUUACUUCACGGCCACAUUCCCCUAUGUGAUGUUAGUGAUCCUGUUGAUCCGAGGGGUCACCCUGCCAGGAGCGUCCCGGGGGAUCCACUUCUACCUCUACCCUGAUGUGGGGCGACUUUCCGACCCACAGGUGUGGAUGGACGCCGGCACUCAGAUCUUUUUCUCCUAUGCCAUCUGCCUGGGCUGCCUCACUGCACUGGGAAGUUAUAACAAGUAUAACAACAACUGCUACAAGGAUUGUUUGUCUCUGUGCUUCCUGAACAGCGGCACCAGUUUUGUCGCAGGCUUCGCCAUUUUCUCGAUUUUGGGAUUCAUGUCGUACGAACAGAACAUUCCCAUCUCCGAGGUGGCCGAAUCUGGUCCAGGGUUGGCCUUCAUCGCCUAUCCACGCGCUGUGUCCAUGAUGCCUUUCUCUCCUCUGUGGGCCUGCUGCUUCUUCAUCAUGAUUGUCUUUUUGGGACUGGACAGUCAAUUCGUGUGUGUGGAAAGCCUGGUGACGGCCACGGUGGACAUGUAUCCGUCCACCUUCCGACGCAAACACCGCAGGGAGCUCUUCAUCCUCGCCGUGGCUGUGUUCUCUUUCCUUAUGGGCCUGAUCAUGCUCACUGAGGGAGGAAUGUACAUCUUCCAGCUUUUUGACUAUUACGCAGCCAGCGGGAUGUGUCUACUUUUUGUGGCCAUUUUUGAGACGGUUUGCAUUGCGUGGGUUUACGGUGCAGACAAUUUCUAUGACAACAUAGAGGACAUGAUUGGCUAUCGUCCAGGCCCUGUCAUUAAAUACUGCUGGCUAUUUUUCACUCCUGCAACCUGCUUUGGAACCUUUGCCUUUGCCUUGAUCAAAUACUCGCCUUUAAAAUACAACAAUGAUUACGUGUACCCUUGGUGGGGCUACGGGAUUGGCUGGAUCUUCGCCCUGUCCUCCAUGCUGUGUAUUCCUCUUUGGGUGGCAAUUAAACUAUAUUACACCCCUGGGACACUACGACAGCGCCUCACUCUCCUGACUGCCCCUUCUGACGAUCUCCCCAAGCGCAAACGCGAGCGGGAGAACUUGUCAUCCGAUGGACUCCAUCAGAAGGCGCCUCCGAGCAAGGACGGCUACUCUCUCAUCCACCAACAGGAGUCCCACUGCUAGAGACUACAGGGUCGAAGUUCAGUCUGUGACCCACCCAAACACUUAAUGUCAUACCUCAUCAGGGUUACAGACUCUUGGGAGUCACCUGACUAGUUACUGCUGAUCUGGUGUGCAUGCAUACUUUGAUAUUUAAGCAUCUCAUUGCCAGUGGCAGAGUCACAUUUGGCCGUAAUUAUGACACAAUGUUACAAAAAUGACUGUCUUUGCCCACAUGUAGUCUUCAGAUUCAUAUUUUUACAUAAUAAAUGUUUACACUUGCAUAUGUAUGUUUUAUUGAUGAUUAAUGAUUUUUAUCACUCAUUAAAAGG
Messenger RNA from Phycodurus eques (leafy seadragon), 2349 nucleotides. It is a transcript of the gene slc6a13, whose product is annotated as solute carrier family 6 member 13. The transcript has 14 exons. The coding region runs from base 134 to 2041 and encodes 635 amino acids. Gene Ontology annotation, cellular component: membrane. Gene Ontology annotation, biological process: sodium ion transmembrane transport. The record is from RefSeq and is a predicted model, not a curated record. NCBI's taxonomy places the organism in Eukaryota, Metazoa, Chordata, Actinopteri, Syngnathiformes, Syngnathidae.